CCGAGAUACGCCAUGAGCUCAGCAUAAACGUUUCCUGGAAUUCCAACUAUUUCUAUUUUCCGAUUUGACAGGACCACAGUCUUCUUGUAAGGCAUAACAACAACAGAUAUCAGCGCCUACCAGUCCACGGUCUCAGAUUAGACGGACGGAUCGUAACUUAUGACGUGUACAAACAACUUGUUUUAUGUGUGCUCUUCGCAAGGUUGAUUAAACUGAAUACUUUAAACGUGACCAUGAACAAAUUCAAGGAAAGGUAUUUUGUACAACAAUUAUCACCUUGUUGUCAUAUUUUAUUUUUUAUUAAAAUGUGACUCACUUUGAUUACGCUUUGAUUACGCUUUGAUUACGCUUAUUGCCAGUUAUGUAUGGAUUUUAUAUUUCAGUACAGAACGAUACAGUGUUUUUGUUAUACUACUAUAUAGUGAUGGUGACAUGGUGUUGUGAGAACGAGUCAUUUAUUUCUCUUAAGUAUUUACAUUUUGUCAUAGGUUACUCUACUGAGAAGUUUGUUUUUUUUUGUUUUUGUUUUUUUGUGUGUGUGAUAUGUAUACCAUCUAAUAACAAGAGCAAAGCCCUUCGACAUGUCAUACAAAGUCUUUAAAUAAUUGUAGACACACUUUAAAUACGGAUGUGCUCAAUAACGAGGGCAGUGUUUCAAAGACACAAAACAUUUUUGAUCUCUCAUAGGGUUAAGGAAUAGAUUCACAAAUGAAACAGAGAUUUAAUUUUGUUUAUAUUGUAAACCAAGUCUGAAAGUUUUAAAGAUCCUAGACAUAACGAACAGGGAUAGCGGGGGGGGGGAAUCAAUGAUGUCUAUGUAAGGUAUUCAUAUUAACGGGGUUUUCCGAUAAUGUGUUGGUGGUUGGUUGGGCUAUUUAUAGAUCUGACUUUAAAACAUCACGAAACCAAGACCUACAUAGCGAACUCAUAAUUAUGCAUAAUACUAUUAAUACUGUAUUAAUCAGUAUUUCAAAAGUUAUCCGAAAGUUAUCAACCACUUCUGUAUGUCUCCAACGAUCAAAAUAUUCUUAAAACUUCUUUAAAAAGUAAUGCUUAGAGGAAACAAUGAUUAAAACAACGCUUAUACAUAUUUCAGGGAGUAAGUCAGAAGAAUAAGAACAAAUAACAUUGGCACGUCACAACGCAAUGUUGCACAAGUGAUCCAGAGUGACUAAUGUUACAAUGAGCUCAGCUUCCAGAGACUCCGUGAACAGCAGUCCUAGAAGGUAAAAAUUGUAGCUUUUACAUAAGCUCCUACAUCCCCUCUCACUUGAUCACACAGACAAACAUUCAAUAAACUACAGAUUAUAAGUCCAGUGGUCGGAAAACUCAUUAGUCCUACAUUCCCUCUCACUUGAUCACACAGACAAACAUUCAAUAAACUAGAGAUUGUAAGUCCAGUAGUCGGAAAACUCAUGAGUCAAAAGAGCCAAAAAAUCAGCAGCAGGACGAUUAAAAAAAUCUUGAGAGCCAAAUUUGUGUUCAAGAACCUAUCAAGAACCAUGAUUUUUGGCCGACUGGCCGAGCCGCACUCAGGUCGCUAAAGAGCCACAUGCGGCUCGCGAGCUGCCGACCACUGUUAUAGUUUGAUGUGCAGAUACGUUUCUAUGACACCUCCACAUUGAGAGCCAAUGGAAACCGUGAUUAAUGUCAUUCAUUGGCAAGCAACAUUGUAGCGAUAGUUCCAUACAUAAAUUAAAUAUUACACGAUCAAUGUAUACCAGUGAUACAAAGAAUGAGUUGUUUCCGUAACACAAUCAGAUUACACUAAGAGACGAGAUCAGUUUAAAACUAAAAGACCACUUUCUUUCAGGACAGCUUUAGAUUAUAUUUUGAAACUCAAAUGUAAAGUGAAUGGUGGGGGAAAAAGGGGGGGGGGGGGAACAAAACAAGAACAACAACAAAACAACAUAAAAUUGUUUAUAAGCAAUGUCUUAUUCCAAAUUUAUUUGCCGAUUGCAGAGCUGCUAAGGUGCCCUUGUAAAGUGAAUGGUGGGGGAAAAAGGGGGGGGGGGGAACAAAACAAGAACAACAACAAAACAACAUAAAAUUGUUUAUAAGCAAUGUCUUAUUCCAAAUUUAUUUGCCGAUUGCAGAGCUGCUAAGGUGCCCUUGUCCAAGCAGAACGACACGAAAAGCAAUGACCAGGUCAAUGGUUCAAGGCGUGAUAACCAGGCUACAGGAGCGGCUAGCAGGAUCAACUUGCCCGAAUCGGACACAGCUCAAAGACAAGUUGCCAACAUACAAGGCAGAGAACUACUUGAGACAAAGCGUAGCCAUUUACCCAAACAAUCAAGAUCGGAGCACCCCCCUCAAAGAUCACCAGAGGGUAACUUAACGUCCUCGGUGAAUAAUGGAAGAGGCUCGGGGGCAAUACCUAAAACGCCGAGGCAGCAAGAUCAAGGGCCUGGAAGCGGCAACGAAAGGCUUAGCUCUCAAAACAGACUCGCCAGACCACAGUCAGAAAACUACGACAACACCAAACCACGCAUUGGUCGCGCGCAGUUGGACGUUCCUAAAAAACAAUAUCAAUUUUAUUCCGUCGAAGAAAAGAGAGUUAAGAGUACAAUUACUUCAGAGAAACUAGCUCAGUGGGCUUGUCAACCCAAAGAAAUCUUAAUUGUGCAAAUGAAACUAGAUACACCGGCCAUAAACACAUUCCUGAAUGAGGACGAUAUAGCGUGUGAAGAUCUGAGAAAUUUUAUAACAGCAUUGCAUCGACUGACAAUUGGAAAGACCCGAAUACUUCUAUCUGACUCAAUCAUUUUUCAGUGCUUUACAUCGUCGCCUUUCCUUAACGUGCAUCUGCGGAAGUUUCUAGAAGAAACGCAAAUGUUUCAAGAAAUUACCGACAUUUUACAUUACAUUAAAUCAAAAUUUCCAAAGUUUUGGAACUCAAAGUGCAUAGGAUGUUUAAAUGUUUUUGUCAAAACGGGCGCCUCUCUAAACAUAUUUGAAGAGGACGAUAAAUUAAUGAGGGAAAUUAAAGAACUCCAAAAGAAAGUGACUUCAAGCCUCAACAACUUCUCAAGUAGUAACCAAACAGUAACAGCAAAGUCAAACAUUAACUACACGCUGUCAGAUACUGCCAGUCAGGAUAAGCGACCAACUACAGAACGUAGUCGGCCAAGAUUAGACGAUGACGAACCAGAUGACGACUUCACCGCUCUGCCCUUGUUUCCUGACACGGAAGAUUUGUUCUCGGAGGUGGAGCCUUUUUUGAGGGCGAACAAAACACGAGGGCCGUACAGGGACGUUCAGCAUUAUCUGGACGUGCACGCAAGGCUGAUAAGGGAAGACUACCUUGAGCCAAUCAGGAACGGGCUGAAACAUUUUAAGGAAACACGAAGGCACCUGCUGAGUCAAGAUUGGGGACGAAUCAUGGACGAAGAUGAAAAUCUUAUCAAAGAACUUCAGAAGAAGACAAAGGACAAUGAUUUGAGAUUCUAUUUUAAUGUUAAACUCUUGGACAUGUUUAAUGAUGUUAAUGACGGCAUCGCGCUCAUUGUUAAUUUCGACAACACACAAUUACAAGACGUAGACUGGAAGAAUUCAAAGAGAUUCAUGUACGGGGCACUCUUGGUGUUUUCAAAAGACUUUUUCGAGACGACCAUCUUUGCCACUGUGGCGGAGAGAAAAGAUGACCUUCUGGAACAGGGGCAGGUGCAGGUCAUUUUUCAGAACAACCUCGAGGAAGUCUUCACGGCGUCCGAGAGCGAUCGGUUCAUCAUCGCGGAGACGACGGCUUACUUUGAGUCCCACAGACACGUUUUGGAAGGUCUUCAAGAAAUGAAGCGGUUACCACUUGAACAAUACAUUAUCAAAUGCGAGCGUCAAAUACGUCCACCUGAGUAUGUUACCGGAGACACGUUUUAUAAUUUAUCAGCCAUUAUCCGUGGGAAACAUACGCAACGCAUACCCAUUUUGGACACUGAAGAAUGGCCUGAAGCUAGUGAAACAGAUCUAAAUGAUUCCCAGCUUGAAGCUCUUAAGUUGGCCCUAACCAACGAAAUUUCACUUAUACAGGGUCCACCCGGGACAGGAAAAACAUACGUUGGGCUCAAGGUAGUUGAAAUCUUGUUACAAAACAGUGUACGAAGAACGCUUCCAGGUCGGCAUCGACCAAUACUGGUGGUGUGCUACACCAACCAUGCCCUUGAUCAGUUCCUUGAAGGCAUUCUAGAAUUUAGCCCCGAAGGCGUCAUAAGAGUUGGAAGACAAAGCACAAGUGAAAAGCUCGAAAAGCUAAACCUAAACAACAUGCGUUUGGAUCGGCAAUCCUAUGCCAAAAUUCAGCAAAAAGCUAAUAUUGACUGGAAAGGUUGCGAAGAUAGUCUCGAACUGAUCAUUGAUCUUGUCAAACGUUGCUGGCAGGAUAUGAAGAGACUGGAAUCAACCAUCCUAAAGGUAAACGAUCUGGCGGAAGAGAUGUCAGAAGAACAGAUUCGGUCACUGACUGAUCCAACCAGAAGAACCGGCAUGAGCUCAGACAUGAUGAGUGCCUGGCUGAAGGCCUCGAACGCCAAACUUGAUCUCCAUCUCAAUGCACUGACUCGCCGACAUCUGAUUACAUGUAUAGCCAAUGGUAGAUACGUCCAAGAAAGCAUCAAUCUGACAAAUGUACCAUCAGUUAUGAGGCUAGAUUUUAAAUCCAGAGUCAAUAUUUACCGUACGUGGGCCUCGCAAUAUCAACAACAGAAACUACGCAUAAACUACGGCAUAGAAUCUAGCCAGCUUUCACAAGAAUGCAGUCGCGAAAUUAUUCAAGACUCGGAAAUCAGACAUAUCAUUGGCGAGAACAUUUAUCAGUCGAUUCAGGAAUGUGUUAAAAAAGAAUGUAAAAAAGACGAUUUCGACAACGACAUCAUAAAGCACUGGCUUAUCGGUAAGUUUAAAACGACCGAUCAAUUCUUGGACGCGAUUGAUCUUCUCUACUCGACAAUGCCAUAUUCCAAAAAGCCUCAGGCAGUUGGGGCUAAACCAGAAGUAAUUGAACUGUUGGACAACAGCGACAGGGUUGGAGAAAGUUCAAGCGAGAGUGAAGACGAAGAUGACGACGAAGAGGACUCAGCGGCAGAUGAGAGGACCCAAAUACGUUUAUCCGAAAUCAGAGAGCAUGUUGACAAAAUUAAGCAGGCCGAAAGCAAGGAGAUGAGCAUGCUGAAACGAGCGGAAAUGCUGGGAGUCGACGUUUCUGGAAAUAUGGAGGAAGGCGAUGAUGAAGAAGAUGAUGCUAAAAGUGAGGCCUGGCAAACCGUCAGCAAAAGCAUGUCUUACAAAAAAGUAUUUGACCUCCUCCGGAAAACAGUCCCAUACAAGGAGGAAGAAGCGUCUGAGAUAACUGAUGUGUGGGAGCUUCGUCUGGAAGAUCGUUAUCGGCUUUACAAGUACUGGGUGCAUAAGAAAAUGGGAGUUUCUGCUAGCAUGAUUCAUACGCUUACAGAGGAAUACAAUAAACUUCUAAAGAAAAAGAAACGAAUCAGAUUUUUAAAGACAGUUGAGAUUUUAAAACGGGCCCAAGUCGUGGGAAUGACGACCACCGCUGCUGCCAGGUGGAGGGAGGUUCUGAAAGCAGUGGCGUGUCCGAUUGUUGUGGUGGAGGAGGCAGCAGAGGUACUGGAAGCGCAUGUCGUUACGACCCUCAACCGCAAAUGCCAACAUCUUAUACUCAUAGGUGACCACCAACAGCUGAGGCCCAAUCCGACAGUACACCGACUGGCCAAGGAGUUUCAGCUGGAGAUAUCGUUGUUUGAACGCUUGGUCAACAACAAGGUCAAGCACGUCUUGUUGAAUCAGCAGCACAGAAUGAGGCCUGAAAUAUCCACGUAUAUAAAGCACAUUUAUCCACAGUUACAAGACCACGUGUCAGUCUCAGGGUACGGUGACAUCAGAGGCGUUGCUUCCAACGUAUUUUUCCUGCAGCACAACGAGCAUGAAAACUCUAUCGAUGACACCAGGAGCAAGGCCAACAUUCAUGAGGCGAAAUUCAUCACAGCGUUGUGCAAAUACUUUCUACAGCAGGGCUACAAUGGACAUGACAUCACUGUCCUCGCUGCUUACAGCGGCCAGGUUGCGCUUAUCAAGAAAGUAAUGGGGAAGAAGGAGAAAACCAAGGAAGAGAACAGAGAAGUCACUGUCAAACCUGGGAAUGAAUACGAAGACGUAGAUUACGCAACUGAAGGCGAUAAAGAGGAGUCCGAAACAGAGCCGCCAGGCCCUUAUGAUGACGUCAGAGUGACCACCGUGGAUAAUUUCCAGGGAGAGGAAAAUGAAAUUGUCUUACUUUCUCUGGUCAGAAGCAAUGCUGAAGGUGCAGUCGGGUUUCUAAGCAUCAACAACAGAGUGUGUGUAGCAAUGUCCAGGGCGAAAUGUGGACUUUUUGUCAUCGGGAAUAUGGAUCAACUGGCACUGAAGAGCAAGUUGUGGGAGAAGAUUUUGAAAAGCGCUAAACUUAAAAAAGGCGUUGUGGGCGAUUUCAUGAGAUUACGAUGUGGAAAUCACACCGAUCAUGAAUCCCGCGUGGUCGACGCAGAAGAUUUUGACAAGUGUGUCCCUGAUGGGGGCUGCCACAGACCGUGUACAAAGCGUCUGAAAUGCGGCCAUCAAUGCCCAAAAAGGUGCCACGUUACAGAUGAAGAACACGAGGAUGUUAUUUGCAAAGAGAUGUGCAUGAAAUCAUGUCCACAGGGUCAUCCUUGCGAAAAGCCUUGCGCCGAAUAUUGUGGAAAUUGUGAGGUUUUGGUAAACAAAAGAAUUCCUUAUUGCGAUCACUGGGAUAAAGUUCAAUGUUACGUGGACGUCGAUUCUGCUGUAUGUAAACAGACAUGUGGACAACUGAUGGUAUGUGGACAUAAAUGUCGAGGAGGAUGUGGACAUUGCCAUUUCGAAGGGGAACAUGCACCAUGCCAAGAAAUGGUUGAAAAAACGUGGAGCUCCUGUGGCCACACGAGCAGUGGGCAGUGCUACAUCGACACACGGGUAGCACCAUGCCCAAUAAAAUGCAGUACGGCCCUAAAGUGUGGGCACAAGUGUCAAGGCACGUGUGGGGAAUGCCUCUCUGGGCGCGUUCACGUCCCCUGUGCCAAAAAAUGUGAAAAGCCCCUUCCGUGCGGUCAUCCGUGUCCGGGCCCGUGUCAGAUGAUGUGCGUUCCUUGUACUCAGAACUGCCCUUGGUUUUGCAGACAUCAGCUGGUCAUAACGCCAUGCAAUAAGAAAUGUGGAGAACUUUGCGAUAUAUGUCCUGAAAACUGCGGACUGACAUGCAAGCAUAAGAAAUGCAAAAAGAGAUGCAUCGAUGAAUGCAGUGAACCAGAAUGCGAUAGAAAAUGCAUAGGGCCAGUACCCAAGUGCGGUCAUCAAUGCGCCUCGCUUUGCGGGGAACUUUGUGUGUGUUAUAGUUGCGAGAGGCCAAAAUUUUCACUCAUCGAUUUCAACAAGAAAAGAAGGCCGACUCACCUUGCAGCGCACGAGCAACGCGAGCGUGAUAAAAAGUUUGAGUUGACCCAAGAUGACAUCUUAAUGAAGAUUCCACGGUGUCACCAUCUAUUUACCCUUAAGCAGCUGGACCGAUACGUUGAUGGUCAAAUAUCGAGUGGGACAAGUUUCCUCCCUUGCCCCGAAUGUUCACUUUCGAUUCACGGCAUCGCCAGGUAUGAAAAUAAAAUGAAACAAAGAAACGAGAGAAGAGAGCGCGUGAAAGAAGCCAUCAUCGAGUCGACUCGGGUCCCUGUUGAUAAAAUAUCCACGCUCACAAAAUCUCUUGCCAUUGUUGGUAAGUUUCGCAUCAGUGACAGGGGCGUCAAUCUAUUGAAAACUCCCGAAAAUAUGGACGCCAACGUCGCUAAAUCCAUCACCAUGCAGAUCAGGUUCGCGCGCGCGAUCUCGGAGGUAUGCGGCCUCCACCAAAAACACAACAACAAGCAGUCCUUUCUGGAGAUGAAGUGGAAGAGGCACAUGGAGUCAUGUUCCUUAGCGGUCACGCCGCAAUUCCUAGAAGAGAUGCCACUGGAACUUCACCGACUGUUGCUCAUAGAGCAGGCGUGCGCAGUGAAAAAUAUCGUGACCGCAAACGAGGGAGCGGAAUUGAGAGACGACCAAUCACUGAAGCCCAUUGGGGAAUAUCGGGAAAAGAAGCUGGAAAGCCGAGCCAGGCUCAGGGAACUCCAAUCAGUACUAGACUCCAUCUACCAAACCUUCGACCAGCUUCAGCUGGACAGUGAGACGUCACGCCAGAUUACGGAUUUGCGAAAACAAGUGGCUAUGGUUGGAGCCAUCCUCGAUGAGCCCGAAGACAAGGUAAGAAUAGUUCUUUGAGUUACAGUAUAACGAUGUCUUGUAACGCUUUGGUUGCAGAACGUUUUAUUAUUUUGGAACGUUUCCUUGUUAAUGAGAGUAGUGUCCUAUAAUAGUGAAAGAGCCAGUAGGUAAAUCUAAUGACGUGGAUCUUAAUUAGGUUCCUAUCUUUUAGUUUAGAAAAUAUCUUCCCUUAAAAGGCAUGAACGCAAAAUAAAAAAAAAUUAAUAAAUUAAAAAAGAAAAACUAUUUUAUUUGUUUUCUUCAAAUAGGAUCUAUGCGAAAUAAUACCAGCAGAUGAUACAGAAGAUGAGACAGAAGAUGAGACAGAAGAUGGAACAUGGACUGAUACAGAAGAUGGGACAGAAGAUGGAACAGGAGCUGAGACAGAAGAUGAGACAGAGAUGAGUCAGAAAAGAUGAGACAGAUGAUAAGACACUUCAUGGGCCCAUACAGUCGACUAGACGACAGCAUAAUUCUGGGCCAUACACAAGAGCUGACCCCACAAUCCAUGACAGUCUGAUGAACACUGUGUCGUGCAGCGAUGUUUGACAUGCUCAUUCAUCCAUCAGAUUUGACCCGCUCAUUCAUCAAUCACAUUAUUGUACUUCACAACCAUGACAGUUAACAUAAGUUAUCAAGGGGGAAAUUUUUAAUGUUUUUUAAAAUAAUUUUCUAAAAUUUCUAGGUCGUUGCUGGUCUAAUAAGAUAGAUUAGACCUCCUGAAAAGAAAACUCCAGUAUUUGUGAUAAUAUUUGUACAUAUUUGUUGUUAAUAUUAACGCACGGAUUUCAUGUUUAGUUUUAGAAGUUUUCAGUGAUGUUCCGUCGCCAGGUUUAUAAUGCAAAUUAUAACACAUUGCCAUUUAAAUGUUAAUUACUUCGAUAGACAUAUAUAAUUCGUAUAAUAUAUAUAUAUAUACUAUAUAACACUUAGCACAAGUAUAUGGAUUAAUGUUCAAGAUCGUUGCUCUUUUAUUGUACUGAUGUGCGCGAAUCACGUAUAUUACACUCAUAUUACAUGUUAGGGUCGCGUCUAACUUUGACAAUAAUUACACAAUGAUAUCACUAUGUGGAUAAAUGAUUACAUUACUUGAAUAUAAAAAUAAUUACCACAUGUUACAUUAUGUUCUUCAGUUUAGUAAUAUGUUUAAAAAAAAAUUACAAUAAAACGGUCGGCGUGUGGUCUCAUCCGACGCACAUAUAUCUUUCACGUAUUUUCUCGACAAGCGUUAUGUAGACUGUGGUUGUAAGUUUUCUUAAAUACUAUAUCGUUUAUAUACAUAUAUUUUAAAAUUAUUAUUACAAAACAUUACGUUUUAAUAACUUAAUACUCUUUACUUUUAUCUGAAAAUUGUAUGCUCAAUUCUUGAUUUGUAAAAUUUCUACUAGUAGAUUAGAGCAGUGCAGUCGUGUCAUUGUAAUGGUGUUACUGACAGAGAAAUUCAACGUUUCUAAAAAACUUAUUACGACUUAUGGAGUUGUGACUGGAAUGCCAUUACACGGGCACUUAAUGUCUUUAAGAAAUUAUUCUUGCUUUUGUGUUGCCAUUUUGUAGGUCGACCAGCUAUGUUAUGAAAAUGUAAAAAGAAACAAUUGUCAACACGAUAUCGUCUAGCCCCAUUUUUAAAUUUAAUUAAAAAUUAUUCUUUCAAUUUUUA
This is a messenger RNA of Lymnaea stagnalis (great pond snail), 9952 nucleotides long. Lineage: Eukaryota; Metazoa; Mollusca; Gastropoda; Lymnaeidae. The record is from the annotation of a GenBank genome assembly.